Messenger RNA from Pseudovirgaria hyperparasitica, 1419 nucleotides. RefSeq names its product polysaccharide deacetylase. The transcript has 4 exons. Gene Ontology annotation, molecular function: hydrolase activity, acting on carbon-nitrogen (but not peptide) bonds. Gene Ontology annotation, biological process: carbohydrate metabolic process. The record is from RefSeq and is a predicted model, not a curated record. NCBI's taxonomy places the organism in Eukaryota, Fungi, Ascomycota, Dothideomycetes, Acrospermales, Acrospermaceae. The coding region runs from base 428 to 1411 and encodes 327 amino acids.
UUAACAUCAUCUUGUCGCUGUGUCUCACCCUAUGUCUUCAAUAGAUAAUGAGACUCAUGGCUCUGUCAAAUUUGAUUACGGGUAAUGCUCUACGAGUCGCGCUUCCAAUGUUGUCGGACUGUCCGAAGGCAACAAAGCCCCGGCAUUAUGGACCCACGCCCUUAUCAACACUCCCCAGCCCCGCCAGACCUUCAUACCGGCCUGGUGAUAGUGUCUCAUUGACGCAUUAUCGGAAUAUGAUGCCAAUCCCGAUCAUACUUGGUAAAGACGUAUCACAAUUGUGACAAGGCAAGGUGCGGAAGUUGUUGUCAGGUAGCUCAAGUGAAUUGAGAGCAGUAUAAGUAGGCUCAGGAAGUUCUUGUCAGCCCAUCUCUCAGAUGAGGUUCGCAUUUCAAUACCAUACAAACUUGGUGCUACUGCCGCCAACAUGAAGCCUUUCGAAUGGGACGAGCAUUACGACUUCCCACGUGAUCUUGUUGGCUAUGGAGAGAAAUCGCAUAAUCCUAGGUGGCCAAACAAUGCAAAGAUCGCAGUGUCUUUCGUGAUCAAUUAUGAAGAAGGUGCAGAGCAUACUGUGCUAAAUGGUGAUGUUCAUUCGGAGACACAUUUGUGGGAAGCUUCAGGUGGCCAGCCUCAUAUGCAAGAGCGCGCUGUGAAUAUUGAAUCCGAGUACAACUAUGGCUCUCGCAGUGGUGUCUGGAGGCUGUUCCGCCUGUUCAACAAAUAUAAAAUGAAAUACACUCUGUACGCUGUUGGACAGGCUAUUGAAAAGAACCCAGCUGUGGCUAAAUCAUCAGUUGAGAACGGUCAUGAUAUCGCUUCGCACGCCUACCGUUGGAUUGACUAUCACAAAAUGCCCGCAGAGCAAGAAAAAGAUUACAUUCGUAAAGGAAUCGAAGUCAUUAAGGAUGUUUCUGGUGUGUAUCCGAAGGGAUGGUACUAUGGACGACUCUCGCCCAGAUCACAUGCUCUUGUUUGGGAUGUAUACAAGGAGAUGGGGCUGCCUCUACUGUGGGAAUCCGACUCCUAUGCUGACGACAUACCCUACUGGGUCGACGUUCCGGCAGAAAAAGAUGAAGCGAAGCCUGAAGGAAUGUUGAUGGUUCCUUACAGCUAUGAUUGCAACGACUAUAAGUUCAACGUGCCGACGGGUUUCGGUGCUCCGAACGAUUUCUAUGAUCAUGUCAAGGGUGCAUUCGAUAUCUUGUAUGAAGAGGGACAAGAGGGUAUGCCUAAAAUGAUGACAAUUGGACUCCACUGUAGAUGUAUUGGCAAGCCGUCACGCUUCUCCGCAUUGAAGAAGUUCGUUGAGUACAUUGCUGCCAAGGAGGGUGUCUGGGUGGCGACACGGACGCAGAUUGCGGAACAUUUCAGAGCGCAAUUUCCAUACAAGAAGGGCGAGCUCGCAUGAGUUGGACG